UUUGGCAACAAAAUAUGGAUUCUUGGCGGACUGCUUAACAAUCACAUUACAUUAUAAAAUUCUCAUAAUACUGAUUGAAUAAACCGUAUUUGCUAAGGAUUGUUGGACAUUUCAAGAAGAUUUUGCUAAUGACAUUAUAAUAAUGGAUAAAAUACCUCGCACCCACGAAGCUAUUGAAGCUCAGAUAAGGGAGAUACAACAGAAAAAAAAUGAAUUGCCAGAAAAUGGUACAGGGAAAGGAGUGUCAUUGGGAGAAACCUAUUACGACAGUGACAUUUAUGAUAAUGCUGGACAUGGUGGAAAGUCAAGAUAUGAUGGUUAUGUGACAUCAAUUGCUGCUAAUGAUGAAGUGGAAGAUGAAGAUGUUGAAAAUGUUCCAGUCACACAGAAAAGACCAGGCUACACAGCACCUGCAUCCCUUCUUAAUGAUAUUGCACAGAGUGACAAAGACUAUGACCCAUUUGCAGAUAAAAGAAGACCUACGAUUGCAGAUAGAGAAGAUGAAUACCGACAAAAGAGGCGCAGGAUGAUAAUAUCUCCUGAAAGGAAUGACCCAUUUGCAGAAGGUGGCAAAACUCCUGAUGUUGGGUCCAGGACAUAUACAGAGAUCAUGAAAGAACAAUAUUUAAGAGCUGAAGAAACUGAGUUAAGAAAAAAAUUAUUAGAGAAAGCUAGAGAGGGAACUCUUAAGCCAGUGGCCCAACCUAAUGGUGAAGCAGCUAAACCUGCUGCAAAAAGGAAGGGUAGAUGGGAUCAGAGUUCUGAAGAUACACCAUCUGUAAAGAAAGCUGUCACAGCAACACCCAGUUCACAAGCUACACCUUCAUGGGAAAAUGAAAGAGGUGCUUGGGAAGAGACACCAGGUGCGAGUGGGCGCGUCAUGAAACUCUUGCUAAAGAUUAAGAACGGCACGCCACCGAUGUGCAAGGCGGCGCUGCGUCAGAUAACGGACAAGGCGCGCGAUUUCGGUGCAGGCCCGCUUUUCAACCAAAUCCUCCCGCUGCUCAUGAGCCCCACUCUGGAGGACCAGGAACGGCAUCUUCUAGUCAAGGUCAUCGACAGAAUUCUCUAUAAGCUGGAUGAUCUUGUACGACCUUAUGUGCAUAAGAUCUUGGUGGUGAUAGAACCUCUUUUGAUUGACGAAGAUUACUACGCGCGUGUGGAAGGUCGUGAAAUUAUAUCCAACCUUGCGAAGGCUGCCGGUCUGGCCACCAUGAUCUCUACAAUGAGACCUGACAUUGACAAUAUUGAUGAAUACGUAAGAAACACUACCGCAAGAGCAUUCGCUGUCGUCGCCUCAGCUUUAGGUAUACCUUCUCUACUGCCAUUCUUGAAGGCUGUAUGCAGAUCUAAGAAGUCAUGGCAGGCACGGCACACCGGUAUAAAGAUUGUGCAGCAGAUUGCUAUUCUUAUGGGCUGUGCUAUUCUACCACAUCUUAAAUCUCUGGUGGAGAUUAUUGAACAUGGACUUGUGGAUGAGCAACAAAAAGUGCGAACAAUCACUGCGUUGGCGAGCGCCGCUUUAGCCGAAGCUGCGACUCCGUACGGUAUCGAGUCAUUCGACUCAGUACUGAAGCCGCUGUGGAAGGGUAUCAGGACGCACAGAGGCAAAGGUCUGGCCGCUUUCCUCAAGGCUAUUGGAUACCUCAUCCCCCUCAUGGACGCAGAAUACGCUAAUUAUUAUACCAGAGAAGUGAUGCUUAUCCUCAUUCGUGAGUUCCAGUCACCUGAUGAAGAAAUGAAAAAGAUUGUCUUGAAGGUAGUAAAACAGUGUUGCGGUACUGACGGCGUGGAGCCUCAGUACAUUAUGGAUGAGAUCUUGCCGCACUUCUUUAAGCACUUCUGGAAUCACCGCAUGGCCCUCGAUAGACGUAACUACCGACAACUGGUCGAUACCACUGUUGAAAUUGCUAAUAAGGUCGGAGCUUCAGAGAUAAUAAACAGAAUUGUGGACGACCUAAAAGACGACAAUGAGCAGUACAGAAAAAUGGUUAUGGAGUCGAUUGAGAAGAUCCUCGCAAACUUGGGUGCAGCUGAUAUCGACUCCAAGUUGGAGGAAGCUCUCAUUGACGGCAUCUUGUACGCAUUCCAGGAACAAACUACUGAGGAUGUGGUGAUGCUGAACGGUUUCGGUACGAUCGUGAAUCAGCUGGGCAAGCGCGUGAAGCCGUACCUGCCGCAGAUCUGCGGCAUCAUCCUGUGGCGCAUGAACAACAAGUCCGCCAAGGUGCGCCAGCAGGCCGCCGACCUCAUCUCGCGCAUCGCUGUCGUCAUGAAGACCUGCCAAGAGGAAAAAUUAAUGGGCCAUCUUGGCGUAGUACUUUAUGAGUAUCUGGGUGAAGAAUAUCCUGAAGUGUUGGGUUCGAUACUGGGCGCGCUGAAGGCCAUCGUCAACGUUAUCGGAAUGACUAAAAUGACACCACCCAUCAAAGACCUCUUGCCAAGACUGACACCCAUAUUGAAAAACAGACAUGAGAAAGUACAAGAGAAUUGUAUCGAUCUAGUUGGUCGCAUCGCGGACCGCGGGCCGGAGUUCGUGUCGGCGCGCGAGUGGAUGAGGAUCUGCUUCGAGCUGCUGGAGCUGCUGAAGGCGCACAAGAAGGCCAUCCGCCGCGCCACCGUCAACACCUUCGGAUACAUCGCCAAGGCCAUCGGCCCCCACGACGUGCUCGCCACGCUGCUAAAUAACUUGAAAGUACAGGAGAGACAGAACAGAGUAUGUACGACGGUGGCGAUCGCCAUAGUGGCGGAGACGUGCUCGCCGUUCACGGUGCUGCCCGCGCUCAUGAACGAGUACCGCGUGCCCGAGCUCAACGUGCAGAACGGAGUGCUCAAGUCGCUCUCCUUCCUCUUCGAGUACAUCGGGGAGAUGGGCAAGGACUACAUCUACGCGGUCUGCCCCUUGCUCGAAGACGCACUUAUGGACAGAGACCUUGUACAUCGGCAAACGGCGUGCGCGGCGAUAAAACACAUGGCGCUUGGCGUGUACGGCUUCGGCUGCGAGGACGCCCUCAUUCACCUGCUGAACCACGUGUGGCCCAACAUCUUCGAGACCUCGCCCCAUCUGGUGCAGGCCUUCAUGGACGCUGUGGAGGGAAUGAGGGUCGCCCUUGGACCUAUCAAGAUAUUGCAGUAUGCACUACAGGGCUUGUUCCACCCCGCGCGGAAGGUGCGCGACGUGUACUGGAAGAUCUACAACACGCUGUACAUCGGCGGACAGGACGGGCUGGUGGCGGGCUACCCGCGCAUCCACAACGACGCGCACAACCACUUCCUCAGAUACGAGCUCGACUACACGCUCUAACUACACCUCCACCUCCACCUCUACCUACAUACACCAUUGCGGGAUUGUUUUCUUUUUGUAUUCACUUACAUUUAGAAUAAUUCAGAAAAAAAUAUAUAAUUAUAAGAGUCGGAA
This is a messenger RNA of Papilio polytes (common Mormon), 3418 nucleotides long. RefSeq names its product splicing factor 3B subunit 1 (gene Sf3b1). Gene Ontology annotation, cellular component: U2 snRNP; U12-type spliceosomal complex; catalytic step 2 spliceosome. The record is from RefSeq and is a predicted model, not a curated record. Gene Ontology annotation, biological process: spliceosomal complex assembly. The transcript has 19 exons. NCBI's taxonomy places the organism in Eukaryota, Metazoa, Arthropoda, Insecta, Lepidoptera, Papilionidae. Gene Ontology annotation, molecular function: mRNA binding. Bases 143 to 3304 code for a protein of 1053 amino acids.